This is a messenger RNA of Lampris incognitus (smalleye Pacific opah), 4137 nucleotides long. RefSeq names its product solute carrier family 26 member 5 (gene slc26a5). The record is from RefSeq and is a predicted model, not a curated record. Gene Ontology annotation, molecular function: chloride transmembrane transporter activity; bicarbonate transmembrane transporter activity; oxalate transmembrane transporter activity. The coding region runs from base 1087 to 3291 and encodes 734 amino acids. The transcript has 18 exons. Gene Ontology annotation, biological process: transmembrane transport. Gene Ontology annotation, cellular component: membrane. NCBI's taxonomy places the organism in Eukaryota, Metazoa, Chordata, Actinopteri, Lampriformes, Lampridae.
UCCAACCGCCGGCUGCUGCUGAAGGACGUUACCCGUGUCCAAGUUAAAGUUUAACGGCGGCUCCGUGUGUGUCCGUGUGUGUGUGUCCGCGUGUGUGUCGGUGUGUGUGUCCGCUCGGUCGGUGAAGUCGGAUUCUCAUCCGGCGGCAUCACAAAAGGACUGAAAGCGGUAAGAAAAGCCACUUUAUCUGCAGACUGGUGCGUUACGACAAGACGGGGACGGAUUGUUCCCCUAAAUGCGGCGCUGGUCGCGGGUUGCUGAUGUGACGCGUACAUGGAAGGACACUGGACGAGCUUCAGGCUGUAAUUCAAACGGCAUACAUAUCCGGGCUGUCUCAGGCUCAGCACGCCGGCGUAAAUCAGAAAUGUCACCUGCUGACGGGAGAAUACCAAAUAAAACCAGUCCAUGUGGGCCUAAUAACUAAGGCGGUAAGGGCAAAAAGCUGGAAGAAGAAGAAGAAGAAGAAGAACCAAUAAGGUGGUAAGGACAAAAACUGAGAGAAGAAGAAGAACCAGUGAGGUAGUCAGAGAAAAAGCUGGAAGAAGAAGAACCAGUGAGGUAGUAAAGGAAAAAGCUGGAAGAAGAAGAACCAGUGAGGUAGUCAGGGAAAAAGCUGGAAGAAGAAGAAGAACCAGUGAGGUAGUAAAGGAAAAAGCUGGAAGAAGAACCAGUGAGGUAGUAAAGGAAAAAGCUGGAAGAAGAAGAACCAGUGAGGUAGUAAAGGAAAAAGCUGGAAGAAGAAGAAGAACCAGUGAGGUAGUAAAGGAAAAAGCUGGAAGAAGAAGAACCAGUAAGAAAGGGGAACGACAGGGAGGGAGAAAGAAAAGGUGGUAUGUAAACAAACGAGAGGACGUCUCAGCAAGGUUGUUACCAGGAAGGAAAAAAAGCAUGAAAGAUUGAGGAAAUAGAAGUGAGGCAUCCACCCUCCUCCAGCCUGUCUUUGAUCCAGUCAGCGUUUGCCCUACUGAAGUGCCUUAAAGGGACACAAUAAAGUAAAGACAAUUUCUCAUCAGAUUUGUCUAAACCGAGUGGGAGAGGAUACUAGGACCUCCUCUCACCGUCAAAUCCGAAUCCUCAGUCGCAGCCAUGGAGCAUGAAGCCACAGCCCAGGAGGACGUGGCUCCCUGCUUGAUAUACCACGUAGAGCGGCCGGUCUACGACGAAGAAUACCUCCACUCGCAGCUCCUCCACCGCAAGGAGAGAUGUCCCAUCACCCUGCGCCAGAGACUGGCACAGCAUGUCCAGUGUUCAUCAGUGAAGGCUAAAGCCCUGGCUCUCAAUUUCCUACCUAUCCUUACUUGGCUUCCAUCCUAUCCGGUUAAGAAGUACCUGUUUCAUGACGUGGUGUCUGGUCUCAGCACCGGCGUCGUGCAGCUUCCUCAAGGUCUUGCCUAUGCUAUGCUGGCUGCUGUGCCCCCGGUCUAUGGCCUCUAUUCCUCUUUUUACCCGGUUCUGCUCUACACUUUCUUCGGCACGUCCAGACACAUAUCUAUCGGAACCUUUGCAGUGAUCAGUCUGAUGAUCGGCGGUGUUGUGGUGAGGGAGGCUCCAGACUCCAGUUUUUACAUCCAGGCCGCCAACGGUACCAACGGCUCGCUCUCGGUGGACGUGGAAGCGCGUGAUGCGAGGCGGGUCCAGCUGGCCGUGGUCCUCACCACCUUGGUGGGAGUCAUCCAGUUCGUCCUGGGUCUUCUCAGGUUUGGGUUUGUGGCCAUCUACCUCACAGAGCCCCUGGUGCGUGGCUUCACCACAGCAGCGGCUGUGCAUGUUUUCAUCUCUCAGCUGAAGUACCUGCUGGGCGUGAGGACGCAGCGCUACAGCGGACCCCUAGCUGCAGUCUAUAGUUUCCACGCGGUCUUCAGUGACAUCACUAGCACCAAUGUGACCACACUCAUCGUGGGCCUGGUGUGCAUCGUCUUCCUGUACAGCGUCAAAGACCUCAAUGAGCGCUUCAAGAAGAAGCUGCCUGUGCCCAUUCCUGGAGAGAUCAUCGUGGUCAUCAUGUCAACAAGCAUCUCCUUCAGCCUCAACCUCUCCGAAAACUAUGACGUGGACGUGGUCGGGAAAAUCCCAACCGGGCUCCUGCCCCCUUCAGUUCCACACUUCUGUCUGCUCCCUAAUCUGAUCGCCGAUUCCUUCACCAUUGCGAUCGUGGGAUUCUCGAUGGGCAUCUCUUUGGCCAAGAUCUUCGCCCUGAAGCACGGCUACAGUGUAGAUGGAAACCAGGAGUUGAUGGCUCUGGGCUUGUGUAACUUCAUUGGUUCCUUCUUCCAAACGUUUGCCAUCACAUGUUCAAUGUCAAGGAGCCUGGUCCAGGAGAGCACAGGAGGAAAGACACAGAUUGCGGGGCUGCUGGCGUCACUGGUGGUGUUGCUGGUGGUGGUGGCCAUCGGUUUUGUCUUCCAGCCGCUCCCUCAGACGGUGUUGGCAGCCAUCAUCAUGGUUAACCUGCUGGGUAUGUUCAAGCAGACCAGAGACAUCCCCGCCCUGUGGAGGACCAGCAGAAUAGAACUGGCGAUCUGGCUGGUAGCCUUCACUGCCUCCGUGCUCUUGGGCCUGGACUUCGGCCUCGUGGUCGCCAUUGCAUUUGCCAUUUUAACGGUCAUCUACCGAACACAAAGCUCGAAGACGGCCGUGCUUGGUCAAAUUCCAGGUACAGACAUGUACUAUGAUGUGGAUGAAUAUGAAGAGGCUGCUGAGUGUUCAGGGAUUAAGAUUUUCCACUUCAACUCUUCAAUCUACUUCGCCAACAGCGACCAGUACAUUAACACCCUCAAAGAGAAGACGGGUCUAAACCCGGCGAAGAUACAAGCCGCCCGUAAAGUUAGAAGAAAACAGAGAGAAUCGGAGGAGAAAGGAACACGAGGCCAUGCGUCUCCUCAGACUGUAGUGGUGACAGGUGAGGGCGUGUCCCAUGAGGUCGUGUCGUGGGAUGACGCGGAGGAGCACGGGAACAGCAGCGUGGCAGAGAAACACAGCCAAUCAGAUUUGGAGGAGGCGGUCUUCCUGGACUCUCCGGGCUCCACCCACUCCAUCAUCCUGGACUGGACUUCUGUGAACUUCCUGGACUCGGUCGGCGCCAAAGCGGUCAAGGCGGUUAUCAAGGAAUAUGCAGCCGUGGACGUGCGAGUCUUCAUAGCUGGCUGCAGCAGAACUCUAUUGACUGAGCUGCGCACCUUACAGUUCUUCACAGGGGUCAUGACCCCCGACAUGCUGUUCCCCACCGUGCACGACGCCGUGCUGUACAGUCAGCAUCACACCGCCCCGCCCCCCAACCACUGCAGCCACUGAGGGCUCCCAAUACUGACGACGUCAGCAAAGGACAGCACACGGCAGCUGAAUGCUAUGACCUGCAGAGUCUUUAAAGUUUACAUGUUCACGGAGGGUGCUUUGUCAGUGGAAGGUUGUGUGUCACAAAGGGUUCUGAUAGGUUUGACGGGCUCGUCAUGUGGAUUUCUUCAACAAGCAAAAUAAUCAAACCCACACAAGACACGAGACGGUUCACGGUGGACACAGUUUCUUGCUGAAAGGGAAAGUGGCUUUAGUUUGGUUUUCUGGUCUACAUUCCUACAAGCUGAUAGCUGUGUGUACCUUGGCAGUGAACAAGCAAACUACCUUAACUUAUUGUCUACUGUCUUGAGUCUCUCCCAACCUUUCUGGGUCUGAAAGAGGGAGAAAUAAGUUUACCUUCCUGUUUCAUUGAGCCCUGUUGAAAAAAGAAGCCAGUAAGUGGAACGGGACAGAAGGAGGCGCGUUGCUCCUGCUGACAUCAGAUGUGUUGGCGUCAAAUGAAAAGUUACUGAAACGUUUUCUCCUGCUGCAGGUUUAAAACAAAGGGUUUCGUUGCAAAACGCUUUUUCAAUCCGAGUCAAUUCUGCAACAUGCAAUUCCCCAAUUAGGAUUUGAAAUCCACAGAACCCGGUCUGGCCUUAGUGUCGUUUCCCAAGAGAUGUCCGCGACAACAGAGUACCACAAUCCAAAAUGUGCUUUGAGGCCAGGAUUUUUUUUCCCUCAUUCCCAAAUUCUGGGUGAUUAAAUGUUGGAAAGAAGCUCCUCCACUGCUGAACACAUUCAGAUUACAUGGUUCCAUGACUGUUCGGCUUUCGUUGGCGGCCUUUUUGCAGUGUGGCGUCUGAA